Moneuplotes crassus is the source of this 768-nucleotide messenger RNA. NCBI's taxonomy places the organism in Eukaryota, Ciliophora, Spirotrichea, Euplotida, Euplotidae. The record is from the annotation of a GenBank genome assembly.
UUUGUAAUUUUUUAAAAUGGAGCAGCCUCAUCCCUUCUUGAUCAUAGUUCCAUUGAUGGCCAGUCUGCACAGUCUGUGGUUCUACACAAAACUGUAUUUUAGGAAGGACAUUCCAGAAUAUUACUGAGUAAUAGACAAGGUAUCCAUCUCAGAACUCGAUUUGACAUUCUAUUACGCGCUAGCGUACCUCUUAUGGCCGAUAACCCUUGCAUUGAUGCUGAUAUAUCCGACAAAUCACUAUAUAGGCACUUGGCUGCUAUAUGGAGUUUACGACUAUCACGGGUUGAUAAACCUGUUCACUAUUUUGGUGUCACUUGACACUUAUAAUGAGUUCAAGGAAUUUUGCUACACAUGAGCAUUUGCGCUUAUUUCUAACCAGAUCUACAUUAGUUGGGUGUUCAGCUGAAUCCUUCCUGAAACGCCGUGGAUAUAUCUCAUUCUUUGAGGUGUCAUAAUCUGACUAGUUAUCUGUGUUAAAGGCAUGAAGGAAAAUAUCGAAGAAGAGGAAAGAAUGAUCGAAGAAAUGAGAAAAGCCCAAGAAGGUGACUUCCCUGUACUUGACUCUAAAAGACCAGUAAUUAAGAAAAAAUUUAAAGAGGACGAAGAUGACCUUGAUUUGGAAAAUGAUGAUAUGGCCAAACUUAUGAGACAGAUUAAAAGUAAUAAGAGACUCAAACUCAAUAUUAAGCAGGCUAUCGGGGAAAAUAUUUCAGAGGAAGAUAAGGAAUAGCAGUUUUAGUCCCUUCUUGCUAAUAAAAUUCUCAAAUC